Messenger RNA from Leguminivora glycinivorella, 3982 nucleotides. RefSeq names its product ribosome quality control complex subunit NEMF homolog (gene Clbn). NCBI's taxonomy places the organism in Eukaryota, Metazoa, Arthropoda, Insecta, Lepidoptera, Tortricidae. Gene Ontology annotation, biological process: ribosome-associated ubiquitin-dependent protein catabolic process; rescue of stalled cytosolic ribosome. The transcript has 18 exons. Gene Ontology annotation, cellular component: RQC complex. The coding region runs from base 93 to 2993 and encodes 966 amino acids. Gene Ontology annotation, molecular function: tRNA binding; ribosomal large subunit binding. The record is from RefSeq and is a predicted model, not a curated record.
CAUGCGUCGAUGGUGUACGUGUUGUGCUGAAAAAUUGCAAAAAAACGUAGUUUUUGUUAAAUAAGUGAUAUAGAAAAUAAUUCGUCUUCAAAAUGAAGACUCGUUUUAAUACCUACGAUAUAAUAUGCAUGGUCACCGAGCUACAAAAGCUGGUGGGCAUGCGAGUGAACCAGGUGUACGACAUAGACAACAAGUCGUACCUGAUCCGGCUGCAGCGGUCCGAGGAGAAGGCCGUGCUGCUGCUGGAGUCAGCCAACAGGUUUCACACAACACAGUUUGAAUGGCCCAAGAAUGUAGCACCUUCAGGGUUCACUAUGAAGCUUCGUAAACAUCUCAAGAACAAGCGCCUGGAGAAACUCACACAGCUUGGCAUUGACCGUAUCAUAGACCUACAGUUUGGGAGUGGAGAAGCAGCAUAUCAUGUGAUCUUAGAGUUAUAUGACCGGGGCAACAUAGUGCUGACAGACUACGAGUGGACGAUACUCAAUGUGCUGCGGCCCCAUGUGGAGGGGGAUAAAGUUAGGUUUGCAGUGAAAGAAAAAUAUCCCCUAGACCGGGCAAAGUCAAACUUUGAUCCACCAGAUGCAGAAGGCUUGAAGAAAAUAUUAGGCAACAGCAAACCCGGAGACAAUCUCAAGAAAAUACUCAACCCCAACCUAGAAUAUGGUCCAGCGAUAAUAGACCAUGUCCUCCUGGAGUCUGGUCUCACGGGCAACAUGAAGAUUAGUGCGGAGCCCGGGAAGGGUUUCUCCAUAGAACGUGACCUUGACAAGCUGGUGGAGGCCGUGAAGAAGGCUGAGGAGCUGAUGGCCACUGCCAGGCGAGAAGUGGCAAAGGGUUUCAUAACUCAGAAGAAAGAGGAGCGUCCGCAGCCGCAGCCAGGCGAAGACCCCUUCUUCCUCACCAACGUGGAGUUCCACCCCAUGCUGUACGCUCAACACAAGGCGCAGCCGUACGCGGAGUACGACACCUUCGACAGGGCGGUGGACGAGUUCUACUCGGCGUUGGAGGGACAAAAGAUCGACUUGAAGACUAUCCAAGUGGAGCGAGAAGCCAUGAAGAAGCUGCAGAACGUCCGCAAAGACCACGAGAAGCGCGUGAACGAGCUGGAAGAGCUGCAAGUGACGGACCGACAAGCUGCUGAGCUGAUCUCCAGGAACGAGCCGCUCGUGGAGCAAGCUAGACUAGCUAUUCAAGCUGCCAUCGCCAACCAGAUGUCGUGGGACGACAUAAAGCUCCUUGUGAAGACGGCCCAGGAGAACGUCGACCCCAUCGCCUCCUGCAUCAAGCACCUCAAGCUGGAUACCAACCACAUCACGCUGUCCCUUUCUGAUCCGUAUGAAGAUGAGGUGCCGCCUAUGUGUGUCGACAUCGACCUGUCGCUCACUGCCUUCGCUAAUGCUAGGAAAUACUACGACAUGAAACGUAACGCAGCCAAGAAGCAGCAGAAAACCCUGGAGUCAGCGGACAAAGCCCUCAAGAGCGCUGAACGGAAAACCAAACAGACCCUCAAGGAGGCCCAGACCAUCAGCUCCAUCAGCAAGGCCAGGAGGACCUACUGGUUCGAGAAGUUCUUCUGGUUCAUAUCGUCCGAUAACUACUUGGUGAUAGGCGGCCGCGAUCAGCAGCAAAACGAGCUCCUCGUGAAGCGAUACAUGCGUUCCACUGAUGUGUACGUGCACGCCGACGUUUCUGGAGCAUCCUCCAUCAUCAUCAAGAACCCGGGCGGGCCCGUGCCGCCGAAAACACUGGGCGAAGCGGGGCAAGCCGCUGUUGCAUACAGUGUGGCGUGGGAGGCUAAAGUCCUCACGAGCGCGUGGUGGGUGCACGCGCCCCAGGUGUCGAAGUCAGCGCCCACCGGCGAGUACUUGACCACCGGCUCCUUCAUGAUCCGAGGGAAGAAGAACUAUUUACUGCCACAGCAUUUGCAGCUCGGCUUCAGCUUCCUGUUUAGGCUAGAAGACAGCUGCAUAGAACGGCACAAAGGCGAGCGCAAGUCUACGGUUCCAGAGGACGACGCCUCGUCUGUGGUGUCUGAAGCUACAACGGCUUUAACGAUAGACGAGGGGGACGAGGAGAUUGCAGUCUCAGAUGAUGAUGGAUCAGACGAAGACGACAAAUCUCAAGAGAAAGAGAAGAGUUCCGAGAAAGAGCCCCCUAGCGACAACAAGCCCGCCUUAGAGGACAUUGAAGAGGACAGCGAGAGCGACGAUGAAUCCUUCCCGGACACGCAUAUCAAGGUCGAUCACGGAACAGGAGAAGUUAUAAUGCAGUCGAAAACGCGGACGAUAUCAGAAGUAUCAAACAACAGUGACGACAAGCCCCUAUCAUUCCCCUCCCUACCAAAGAAGGCCGGCAAGAAGAACAAAGAACAGCAGAAGAAAGAAGAUAAGAAGGAGGAGAAGAAGGAGCCAGGCGUGAAGCGCGGGCAGCGCAGCAAGCUUAAGAAGAUUAGAGAGAAGUACAAGGAUCAAGAUGAAGAGGACCGCGCGCUCACGAUGAGCAUACUGCAGUCAGGAAACGCCCUAAAAGAAACCAAGAAAAGCCAAAAGAAGGCAGCAGCGAAGAGCGGCAAGCCCGGCAAGACGAAGGGGCCCAAGAUACCGCAGCCCGCGCCGCAGAUACUCGAAGCGGAGGACGAGGAACCUGAGGAAGUGGAAGCGGACAACGAGCCAGAGCAGCAAGGCGCGGACGUGGAAAUACUGGACCAGCUGACCGGCUGCCCUCUACCAGAAGAUGAGUUACUGUUCGCCGUGCCCGUGGUAGCGCCCUACUCUGCACUGCACAACUACAAGUUCAAAGUAAAGCUAACCCCAGGCAACAGCAAGCGGGGCAAAGCGGCCAAGACAGCCGUGGUGGUGUUCACUCGCGAGAAGGCCUGCUCCCCGCGGGAGAGGGACCUGCUCAAGGCCGUCAAGGAGGAGAACGUCGCCAGGAACUUCCCUGGGAAGGUCAAGCUGUCCGCGCCGCAGCUGCACAAGCAUAAGAAGUAGGGAGACCUCUUACAGAUUCAUGUUGCCCUGGUACUUUUAUAACAAUGACCUUUGUUUAAGACAUGUUUGCGUUGUUUUUAAUAACUGACUCCUUACUAUUUUUAGUGUUUACUUUAACACCAUUUAAUAGUACCACAACUCUUUCAGGCAAUCACUAUAUUUUUACGAAUUAUAUAGUGCCUCUUUUUUAUUUUAUCAAUCUCAAUUUUAGAACUUUAUAAAUACGCACAGCUCAGAAAACUACUAUUUUUCUUGCUUGCCAAAUAAUCAGUACAUUUUUAUUGUUUUAUCCUACAACUUGUAUUUUUUGUACUCUACCUAGUAGCUUCUUGCUAGCUUGCUAUAUUUGAAACACUGCUCGAGUGUGACUUUUGUAACUCUUGCAAAAGUGAUAAAAUACCGUGAUAUUAUAGAAUUAAACCAGAAACUGCAAAUACAAUGUACUUUUAAGAAAUGUGUUAUUUGAGAUGCGAAACAGAUUCCCGUGUUCCAAAAAAUAAAUAAAUCGCGAAAUGUUUAAUACGAUCGAUGAAAUUGUGGAUAAUUAAUUUUGAUAUUAGUCUCGUUAUCUCUAUUUUUAUUGACUUUUCAUUUUGUGUCAUUGAUAUUUAUAUAACCGUCCAAUUGUUUUCCUUCCCUAUAGCACGUAAUCUACAUACAUAUACAUAUGUGAGUGUGCACGGGAAAACGUCCCACUUUGUCGAUUGCUAUAAAGCCGCUUUGUUAGUUUAUUCAUAUAAAAGUAAUAACAAGUAAAUCUCGCCUUAAUGGUAACCGGAAAAGUGGGACGUUUUACUAAGCAUACUCACAUAUGUUUAAUAUGUUUACACAGUGUUGAAUUAACAGUUCUUAUUCAAUUAUAUAUUACAAUACAACAAUAAAAUGCUGACGAUCGUGAUGUUUUUGUUGAUAAGUAAAAUAUACUAUUGUUUAUAAAUAAUGGUUUUAUUCAAAUAAUACCUACUGCACGUAAUUAAAACAGAAUCACA